GAUUCAUAGUUGAUCAUGUUAAUAAAAAUUUAAGGGCUCUCCGAUCUUUAGGAUUACCGGUAGAAUAUUGGGACACCCUAGUCAUUUACAUGGUAACAACGAAGUUGGAUAGUGGUACAUGUUAUAAAUGGGAGGAAAUGAGGAAUUCGCUACCUGAAAUUCCGACGUUAGAACACUUCCUAGACUUUCUAAAAAAUCGAGCAAAUGUCCUAGAAACUAUAAACAGCCAAAAUUUUAACAAGCCUAAAUUUACCAAGCCGCAGCCUUCAAUUCAAUCUAAAGUUCAGACUAAAUCGUUUGCGCUAACCGCUAAACACAGUGCUCCGUCCUCGUCCAGAACUCAAUUUGAAUGUUUGUUAUGCAAAGGCACUCAUCGUUUAUUUGAAUGUACUACAUUUAAGUCUAAAUCACCAGAGGAAAGAACUGAGCUGGUUUCCAAAUUAAAUUUAUGCGAAAAUUGCUUAAGGCUUGGGCAUAAGGUCCAAAAUUGUAGACUACCAGGCUCUUGCCGCUCCUGCAAACAAAAGCAUAAUACCUUACUACAUUUAACCCAAUCUAAUGAAUGUCUUAACACUAAUUCAAACCAAUCCCAAAAUUUAUCUGCUAUCACUACUAAUAUUAAUUCUGAAAUUCUCUUGUGCACUGCGCAGGUCCAACUAAGGAAUCCAAAUACAAACCAAAUUCUGACAGCACGAGCUCUCCUCGACAGCGGGAGUCAAUCUACCUUUAUAACUGAACGGAUACAAGUUCAGUUAGACUUGACUCCUCAGCCUACUAAUGUCAAUGUGGUCGGCUUGUCAGACACCCCAUUACCAAUCAAAACUAGGCGAUGUGCACUUCACUUGCAGUCGCUUUCCAAUGAUUUCAAUGUCAAAAUGACAUGUCUAGUUAUUCCAAAAAUAGCAGACAAACUGCCUAAGGUCUCACUCGAUGUGAGUCAGUUUGAUCUUUCUAAUUUUCAACUAGCGGACCCUAGAUUUUUUGAGCCAGCCUCUAUUGAUAUGCUCAUUGGUGCUGACCUAUUUUGGGACCUGAUAGGUUCCUCUCAGCAUUCUUUGGGCCCUAAUAAACCUAUUCUUCGAAGCUCCAAAUUAGGAUGGCUCAUUGCAGGUCCUCUACCUACUUUAAUAAAAAAUGAACCUAAACAAUCUAAUAAUGUUACUCGGUGUAACUUUCUUCUAAACCAAGCUGAUUCAGCCAGUAUCCAUGAGGCUCUUCAAAGGUUUUGGGAACUAGAAAAUUUCCCACAAUCCCACUCCUUUACUAAAGAAGAAAAUCUUUGCGAACAGCACUAUAUCUCAAAUACCUACCGCCUCAACAAUGGUCGUUUUUGCGUCGCCCUCCCUCUUCGUGAGAAGAAGGAUUGUUUAGGCGACUCAUACUCAUUGGCUAAAAAAAGGUUCUUAAGUUUAGAAACCCGUUUUCGUAAGCAGCCUGAUCUCAAGUCAGCGUAUGCAGAUUUCAUUCGCGAAUACGACGAGUUAGGCCAUUUAUCUGAAGCGCCAUUGCUUAGACCGCCAAAUGCUCAUUAUCUUCCUCAUCACCCUGUUAUCAGGACUAAUAGUGAAUCAACCAAACUUAGAGUCGUAUUCGAUGCCUCCGCUGCUACUUCCACUGGAGUCUCAGUUAAUGAUCUGCAAAUGGUAGGGCCAGUCAUACAAGAUUCGCUGUUCGACAUACUGGUUCGUUUCCGUCAAUAUAAAUACAUACUUUCUGGGGACAUAGAGAAAAUGUACCGCCAGGUAUUGGUAAGGGAGUGCGAUAGGGACCUACAGCUAAUUCUUUGGCGCAAUAACGAAGGCGAACCUUUACGCGCUUUAAGGCUAAACACUGUAACCUAUGGAUUUUCAAGCGCUAGUUUUCUAGCAACCAGGUGCAUCUGGCAGCUUGGCGAGGAAUCUACCGACCCUAAAAUAAAGCAAAUUAUUCAGCAUGAUUUUUAUUGCGACGAUCUACUGACCGGGGCUGACGAUGAUGAGACCCUGAAGUAUAUUCAACGCCAAGUGUCAGGUGAGCUUGCCAAAGGUUGUUUUCGGUUAAGAAAAUACAGGUCAAAUCUUCCAUCUCUCCUUAGUGAAUGUUCUUUGCCCGCAGACGGCGAUCUCAUCAUUAGCACCGCCACUAGCACUCUAGGCAUAGGCUGGCAUCCAGAUACAGAUUUAUUGCAAUUCCAAAUUCAAUAUUCCCCAACAAACAUUUUAACCAAAAGGUCCAUUUUGUCCUCUACCUUUAAAAUAUUCGAUCCCCUUGGGCUACUAGCUUUAUGCACCAUCAAGCCCAAAAUUCUCCUUCAGACCUUAUGGUCGAUGAAAUUAGACUGGGAUGAGGAAGUCCCGUCUAACAUCAAAAGGUCUUGGUUAAAGUUUACCGAACAGAUAAAUUCACUUUCCACCAUUCAAAUACCAAGACGAGUCUUGAUCAAUAAUCCAAAAUUUAUCGAAAUGCAUACGUUCUGUGACGCGUCCCAGAAUGCAAUUGGUGCUUGCGUCUAUCUCAAAUCAAUUGACGCGUCAGGAAAUGUACACGUUAGUUUAUUGAGCGCUAAGGCCCGUGUCGCACCCCUAAAACCAACAACUAUACCUAAGCUCGAACUUUGUAGUGCAGUGUUAGGGGCCCAAUUAAGCUCUGCAGUCACCCAAGCUCUUCGGUGUAAAAUAGAUCGUCAUAUCUACUGGACAGAUUCGAAAGUAGCAUUAGGUUGGAUCCAAACAACUAGCAGAACCAAGACAUUUGUUGCCAACAGGGUAGCCGUUAUUACCGAGCUGUCAGAACCCCAAAGCUGGCGGCAUGUGCCAUCAGCCGAGAACCCGGCUGACUUGUGUUCUCGCGGAGUGGACCCCCAAUAUGUCAGUGAUUCUAAUAUCUGGUGGCAGGGCCCAGGCUUCCUCAAGCUGGACAAAUCUUCUUGGCCAAACGCAGAAAUUCAAACUCUGGACCUGCCAGAAUUAAAGGCGUUGCCAAAUUUGGUGGCGGAGCCCGCACCUUCGGUAGCGUUCCUGGACGUCACCAGGUAUUCAAGACUCGUCAAAGCCCAAAGAGUGGCUGCUAGGGCGAUCAGGUUUAUAAAUAAUUGUAAGGAUCCUCAAAAUAAAAAUGUAGACAUACUGUCAGUAGACGAACUUUAUAAAGCACUAAAAUUUCUUAUUAAAUUCGCUCAAUGUGAAUCAUUCUCCUUGGAAAUGCAAUGUUUAAAAAAUAACAAACCGUUACCUAACAAAUCAAAUUUAAAACAAUUAAAUGUUUUCCUCGAUAAAGAGGACAUAAUUCGUGUCGGGGGCCGCAUAACCAGUUCUAGAUAUUCAUACGACAAGCGACACCCUGUUUUGUUAAAAUCCAAUCACCCUUUGACUAAAUUAAUAUUCGAAAACGAACAUAUUCGGUUGCUGCACGCGCCUCCCCAAUUAUUACUUACUAGCAUACGCGACCAAUAUUGGCCCAUAGGCGGGCGCAGGCUAGCCCAACACGUGUACAAGCACUGUUAUAAGUGCCGUCGAUUUGAAGGCAGCAGCAUGGCUAAUAUUAUGGGCGGACUACCAUCUGAUCGCGUGGAAAUGGAUUAUCCUUUCAUUAGUGCUGCUACCGACUUCGCUGGUCCAUUUCUUAUCACGGACCGAAAAGGCCGUGGAUGCAAAAUUAGUAAAUGUUAUAUGUGUAUUUUUAUAUGUUGUCGAUAUAGAUGUAUCCAUUUAGAGGCCGUAAGCGAGUUAACUAAGGAGGCUUUUUUAUUAACUCUCACUCGAUUCAUCGCACGUAGGGGCAAGCCCAAUGUUAUAUAUUGCGAUAAUGGCAGAAACUACGUGGCCGCUGCUAGGGAGAUUAAAGAAUUCGUAAAUUAUCACAAAGACUACAUUGGGGACCUUGCAGCUCAGCGUGGUAUUCAAUUUAAAUUUUCUCCCGCAUACGCUCCUCACUUCAACGGUCUGGCUGAGGCCGGUGUAAAGUCGGCUAAAUUCCACAUUAAACGCAUGUUAGGGCAGACUCACUUAACAUUUGAGGAACUGUCCUCCCUCUUUACACAAAUCGAAGCCAUCCUCAAUAGCCGACCCCUAUGUCCCCUCAGUCCAUCACCCGAUGAUUUCCAACCUCUCACCCCGGGCCACUUUUUGAUCUUCAGACCGCUUACAUCUCUACCAUCGGCAACAACUCCGAGCUACAGCGAAGGCAGCCCUACACUGCGCAACAGGUUCCAGCGCAUCGAGCAAGUUCGCCAGCAUUUUUGGAACCGAUGGUCGCGCGAGUACAUCUCAGAGCUGCAACAGCGUUCGAAAUGGCGCAUCCAAGCACGAAACUUGCAACUAGACGACCUAGUCCUAGUAAAGGAUGAGGCUCCACCUCUUCAAUGGCGCCUGGGACGAGUCAGCAAGCUGUUCCCCGGGCCGGACGGCGUGCCUCGAGUCGCGGACGUUAGAACCGCCAACGGCUCC
This is a messenger RNA of Papilio polytes (common Mormon), 4424 nucleotides long. RefSeq lists its product as uncharacterized. The transcript has a single exon. NCBI's taxonomy places the organism in Eukaryota, Metazoa, Arthropoda, Insecta, Lepidoptera, Papilionidae. Gene Ontology annotation, molecular function: nucleic acid binding. The annotation marks the transcript as partial. Gene Ontology annotation, biological process: DNA integration. The record is from RefSeq and is a predicted model, not a curated record.